UAAUAAUAAUAAUAAUAAAAUCCGCCAUGGAUGAGUUGAUAAAGCAACUGCUACAAGGUGAAAUCUUCUGGUACGAAACUAAACCGACCCGAACUGCCUUCGUUCCGUAUUUUAACACGCCCAGGCAAGUCGAACCGGGUCGUAACGAUGGAGGAAACUCAGAAAACAUGAAUAAGAAGAUGAUUGGGUUCUUGAAGAAGAGUUGGCCGGCGACGGUGGAAACUAAAGACGGCGAGAAAGAGAGGUGUUUCCGUCAUAUGAUGAAUGAGAGAAUAAGAAGAGAGAAGCAGAAAAGAAGCUACUCCGCUUUGCAUUCCAUGCUUCCUCUUGGCACUAAGAAUGAUAAGAAUUCGAUAGUUCAAACGGCAACGAGAAGAGUUCGAGAACUGGAAUGGCUGAGGAAAGAUUUAGAGAGAAGAAAUUACGAAUUGAAAUCAAAUCAUAAUAAUAAGAUAGGAUUGAAAGUAGAGAAUCCAACAUCUGGGAUUGAUUCAAUGUUGGAGACUUUGAAAUGCUUGAAGGAAUUGGAUUCCAAUCCCACAAUCAUUCAAUCCAACUUCACUCCUCAACAAUUCCUGGCUGUCUUGGUUUUUCCAACUCAGGGCGAAGCUGCCAAAGUAGAAAAUGCCUUAGAUAGAACCUUACAAGAAACUGGGAGGAAACUUCAGGGACCUCGGAAUGGACCCACACCUUUCUUAAUUCACAAAUAACUCAUAUUUUCUAACCUUACUCCCAUCGCAAUAUCACACGUCCUCCAAUUCGUGCAUGGAAAAUUGCGCAAUUUUGAAUGUUAAGAUUGGAUUAAUGGGAAAAUAUGGGUCACUUUGACUCAAUAACUU
This is a messenger RNA of Gossypium arboreum, 839 nucleotides long. RefSeq names its product transcription factor bHLH92. The record is from RefSeq and is a predicted model, not a curated record. The transcript has 3 exons. The coding region runs from base 27 to 710 and encodes 227 amino acids. Gene Ontology annotation, molecular function: protein dimerization activity. Lineage: Eukaryota; Viridiplantae; Streptophyta; Magnoliopsida; Malvales; Malvaceae.